CUUGCGAAAUAGACGAGCUUCGGAGCUAGCCGGCUAACUGGAGCUAAGCGACGCCAUUUACUCGGAUACGUCGGCGUCUCUCUGACGAGGAUAUUAGCCAGCUUUGCGGACGUUGCGCUGUUGGUGGCGACGAGGAACUUCGGCUUUCUCCUCCAAAUCGAAUAGACUUUCGACUUUGAUUUCCUCGGCCGUUUCGCCCCCGCCCCACCAUCACACGCCCCCCUUCCUCCUAGAUCGGAAGCCGAUGUGAGCUACGCAGGAGUCAUGUUCCGACGUGCUAAGUGUUAGCAUCGGCGCGGGGGGUGGGGGGCGCCCGGCCGGCUGGCUAGCUAGCUCGUUGUCACGCAUCGAAGGGCUGCCAUGGCGGCGGCUGGCGGCGGAGGAGGAAAAAGCUUCUCCUUCAAGGUGGUCCUCCUGGGUGAAGGCUGCGUGGGCAAGACGUCCAUGGUCCUGCGAUACUGCGAGAACAAAUUCAACGACAAACACAUCACGACACUUCAGGCGUCCUUCCUGACCAAGAAGCUCAACAUCACGGGAAAGCGGGUCAACCUGGCCAUCUGGGACACGGCGGGCCAGGAGCGUUUCCACGCCUUGGGGCCCAUCUACUACAGAGACUCUAACGGAGCCAUCCUUAUGUACGACAUCACCGACGAAGACUCCUUCCAGAAGGUGAAGAACUGGGUCAAAGAACUGAGGAAGAUGUUGGGCAACGACAUUUGCUUAUGCAUAGUGGGUAACAAAAUCGAUUUGGAGAAAGAUCGCAACGUCUCCGACGAGGAGGCGGAAAGUUACGCCGAGUCUGUGGGGGCCAAACACUACCGGACGUCGGCCAAGCUCAACAAAGGCAUCGAGGAGCUCUUCUUGGACUUGUGUAAAAGAAUGAUGGAGGCGGCCGGAGCCGAGGAGCGGACCAAAGGAAACGGCGGCCGUCGAGGCGUUCAGAUCGUCGACGACGAGCCGCUGGCCGCGCCAGCCGGAGGAUGCUGCUCAUCGGGCUAACCCGCUCAGGAUCGUGGAAUGUUUGUCAGUAAAGUCGGGUCGCGAGCGCCCGUUUCUCUAAUUGUUGGGCCACCGCGCUGAAACGGAAGCACAAAAUGGUCGCCGAAAGGAAACGUUCCCCAUCUUUAACAAACGGGCAGGCGAGCACGCUUAACUGUAACGAGCUUUGUUUGAUAAAUAAUUUUGUGUUCAUUAAAUGAGUCUUGAAAAUC
Corythoichthys intestinalis (scribbled pipefish) is the source of this 1211-nucleotide messenger RNA. It is a transcript of the gene rab21, whose product is annotated as RAB21, member RAS oncogene family. Bases 361 to 999 code for a protein of 212 amino acids. Gene Ontology annotation, cellular component: endosome; Golgi apparatus. Gene Ontology annotation, biological process: Rab protein signal transduction. The transcript is spliced from 7 exons. Lineage: Eukaryota; Metazoa; Chordata; Actinopteri; Syngnathiformes; Syngnathidae. Gene Ontology annotation, molecular function: GTP binding; GTPase activity. The record is from RefSeq and is a predicted model, not a curated record.